UAGCGGGAAUGCAUCUCCAUCCACGUCGGACAAGCCGGCGCGCAGAUCGGUAACGCUUGCUGGGAGCUCUACUGCCUGGAGCACGGCAUCGGAAAGGAUGGCAUCAAGCCGGACAGCGCCGUCGCCGACGAUUCCUUCAACACGUUCUUCUCGGAGACGGGCAUGGGCAAGCACGUGCCUCGCGCCGUGUUUACCGACCUGGAGCCUACCGUCAUCGACGAGAUUCGCAAGGGGCCGUACCGGCAGCUCUUUCAUCCCGAGCAGCUGAUUACGGGUAAAGAGGACGCCGCUAACAACUAUGCUCGCGGCCACUACACCGUCGGCAAGGAGAUCAUCGAUGUCGCCAUGGAGAGAAUCCGUAAACUGGCGGACCAAUGCAGCGGCUUGCAGGGAUUCCUCAUCUUCCACAGCUUUGGAGGAGGAACCGGUUCCGGAUUUGCGUCCCUCUUGAUGGAGCGCUUGUCCGUGGACUACGGAAAGAAGUCCAAGUUGGAGUUUGCCAUCUACCCGGCCCCGCAGGUGUCCACGGCCGUCGUCGAGCCGUACAACUCUAUCCUGACCACACACACGACGCUCGACCACUCCGACUGCGCCUUCAUGGUCGACAACGAAGCCAUCUACGAUCUAUGCAGGGUCAAGCUGGACAUCGCACGUCCUACCUACACCAACCUGAACCGCCUCAUCAGCCAGAUCGUAUCCUCCAUCACCGCCUCCCUGCGCUUCGACGGUGCCCUCAAUGUUGACCUGACCGAGUUCCAGACCAACCUGGUGCCGUACCCUCGCAUCCACUUUCCGCUGGUCACCUACGCGCCCAUCAUCUCCGCCGAUAGAGCCGGACACGAGCAGCUGUCCGUUAUGGAGCUAACGAAUGCCUGCUUUGAGGCAAACAAUCAGAUGGUGAAGUGCGACCCGCGCCACGGCAAGUACAUGGCCUGCUGCCUGCUCUACCGCGGCGACGUCGUGCCCAAGGACGUCAACAGCGCCAUCGCCAAUAUCAAGACGAAGCGCUCGAUCCAGUUCGUCGACUGGUGUCCGACCGGAUUCAAGGUCGGAAUCAACUACCAACCGCCGACCGUUGUUCCCGGAGCCGAUCUCGCCAAGGUUCAGCGUGCAGUCUGCAUGCUGAGCAACACCACGGCCAUCGCUGAGGCGUGGGCGCGUCUUAACCACAAGUUCGACCUGAUGUACGCCAAGCGCGCCUUCGUGCACUGGUACGUCGGAGAGGGCAUGGAGGAGGGAGAGUUUGCCGAAGCGAGGGAGGAUCUGGCGGCGCUGGAGAAGGAUUACGAGGAGGUGGGCCUGGACUCGGGAGAGGAUGGCGACGAGGACGAUCUCGAAGAAUAUUAGUUCGGCGCUUAUAUAACGAUAUCGUGAAUUAAAGAGAAAGCAAAACAAAAAGUAAACAAUGCAGAUUUCAUCGUGAAAAUUCACGCUUUUUUAAUUGUCAUAACCGCUAAAUUGUAUCGUCGCAAUUUUAGCAACAGACGCUACAAUCAAAUACGUGAAAUACGAUGUUUAUACCUAUUUUUCAACAUUUCCUGUGGUAAUUCCUUUUCAUACGUGAAAAAAUAAAUGCUUAAUAACGUG
Messenger RNA from Priapulus caudatus, 1587 nucleotides. RefSeq names its product tubulin alpha-1 chain-like. The record is from RefSeq and is a predicted model, not a curated record. Gene Ontology annotation, molecular function: structural constituent of cytoskeleton; GTP binding. Bases 163 to 1347 code for a protein of 394 amino acids. Gene Ontology annotation, biological process: mitotic cell cycle; microtubule cytoskeleton organization. NCBI's taxonomy places the organism in Eukaryota, Metazoa, Priapulida, Priapulimorpha, Priapulimorphida, Priapulidae. Gene Ontology annotation, cellular component: microtubule; cytoplasm. The transcript is spliced from 3 exons.